CAGCUGUUUCGGCCCUCGGUAAUUCUCUAUCUACAACUCAGAUGCCCUCGUCGAGAAAGAUUACCCCUCCUUCACCGUUUCGCUGAAGCCCCGAGAAGCAGAGCUACCUGCAUCAAUUAGUCCUCCACAUUCCUUUGCGUACAAGACAAAACAUACUUCAUCAUGGAGAAUUACAAGAAAUUGGACAAGAUUGGAGAAGGAACAUACGGUGUGGUGUACAAAGCCCUCGAUCUCUUACAUAACGGCCGGGUUGUAGCACUCAAGAAGAUUCGGCUCGAGGCUGAAGAUGAAGGGGUUCCUAGCACUGCCAUUCGUGAGAUUUCGCUUCUCAAAGAGAUGAACGACCCAAAUAUCGUGCGCCUUCUCAACAUUGUGCACGCAGAUGGCCACAAGCUCUACCUCGUCUUUGAGUUCCUCGACCUGGAUUUGAAGAAAUACAUGGAGGCUCUCCCAGUGAGCGAUGGUGGAAGGGGUAAGGCUUUGCCUGAUGGAUCUGGACCAGAUUUGGGAAGACUUGGCCUGGGCGACGCAAUGGUCAAGAAGUUCAUGAGCCAAUUGUGCGAGGGUGUCCGAUACUGCCACAGCCACCGGGUUCUACACCGAGACCUUAAGCCUCAGAACUUGCUUAUUGAUCGCGAAGGUAAUCUCAAGCUGGCAGAUUUCGGUCUUGCUCGAGCAUUCGGCGUCCCUCUGAGAACUUACACGCAUGAGGUGGUCACUCUAUGGUACCGAGCGCCAGAAAUUCUGCUAGGUGGACGUCAAUAUUCUACUGGUGUUGACAUGUGGUCCGUUGGAUGUAUCUUUGCCGAGAUGUGCACACGAAAGCCCCUCUUCCCAGGAGAUUCCGAAAUCGAUGAAAUCUUCAAGAUCUUCCGACUUUUGGGCACACCCACUGAGGCCGAAUGGCCUGGUGUAUCGGACAAAACCUGCUUCCCGGAUUUCAAAUCCUCCUUUCCAAAAUGGCAACGCGAUAUGUCUCAACCACUCUGUACAAACCUCGACGAACACGGACUUGACCUUCUGGAGAUGAUGCUUGUCUAUGAUCCCGCCGGUCGUAUAUCUGCCAAACAAGCCUGCAUGCACCCUUAUUUCGAGGAAGGCAGUGCUGCGUAUUCAGGUCGCGGUGUCGGCCCUACGUUCAAGAAUGGCUACCAUUAAACGCUUCCUGGUAUGUGGAGUUAGAUCACGAGUUGAAUGAAUGAAUGGGACGAUGGAUGAGAGAUGACCGGAGAUAGCUUACAGCAUAGCUUAGGCUUCAGGAUAGAUAACGAAAAGAUACAGGAAGGUAAUUACAGCAGCAUGCCUGCUUGCAAGCCAACUUUUCCUUUGUCUUGGAGGCUCUCUCAAGCAUGUCACUCUGUCCUUGCUCUCCUGAUUUUAUUGGUAAAGAAAUGGCAACGGACGGGGGGCAGGUUGGCGUCAUCUGGCGGGAGUGGUCGGAUUGAUAUCACAAUGGCUUCUCUUCUAGUGUACAGAAAGUAAG
Molecule: messenger RNA, 1483 nt
Organism: Amorphotheca resinae ATCC 22711
Lineage: Eukaryota; Fungi; Ascomycota; Leotiomycetes; Helotiales; Amorphothecaceae
Exons: 3
Coding region: 163-1158 (331 amino acids)
Biological process (GO): regulation of G2/M transition of mitotic cell cycle; G1/S transition of mitotic cell cycle; regulation of gene expression
Cellular component (GO): cyclin-dependent protein kinase holoenzyme complex; cytoplasm; nucleus
Molecular function (GO): ATP binding; cyclin-dependent protein serine/threonine kinase activity; cyclin binding
Source: RefSeq, a predicted model, not a curated record